This is a messenger RNA of Cladophialophora immunda, 927 nucleotides long. RefSeq lists its product as uncharacterized. Bases 1 to 927 code for a protein of 308 amino acids. The transcript has a single exon. NCBI's taxonomy places the organism in Eukaryota, Fungi, Ascomycota, Eurotiomycetes, Chaetothyriales, Herpotrichiellaceae. The record is from RefSeq and is a predicted model, not a curated record.
AUGCAUUUGACAACCAUUGUCGCCUCGGCGUUGUUGCUCUUGGCCGAGGCCGACAUUAUUGCCGCCAAAGCCAUUGUGCAUCUGCCCAACGCGAUCAGAAGGAGAAAUGCCUGGGACCAAGGUAUGGAGAGAGAGGCCGAUAGGAUUCUCCGACGAGAGCCGCAGUCCUCCACCGGCUCCCUUUCCGUGGCGGCACCGACGGGCGCAUUGAACGAGACAAUUGCAACCGCUUGCGUCAAUAGUCUCAAAUCACUCAGUUCGGUCGAGAAUGCCGCCGGCCUCGCCGCAUGCUACAACAUCAUGCAAUACGACAGCAAGCAAGGGGCCUUCGAGGCCGAUCUCCGACUCUACCAGAUGUUCCAGCCGACGGGCAACUUCGAGAACGUGCCCAUCAACGACAUCAUGAUCAGCUUGACAUACCCCACUAGCACCACGUUCCAGUCGCUAACCAAGCGGAGGAAGCGAGAUGUGGAGGCCCGACAAAGCAGCAUGGUCGAGGUGCAGCAGUACACCCUCUUUGGCACGAUUGAGAAGAACUUGAACCUCGCCAUGCUGAACGACACGCAAAUCAUGUCGCUGAUGCUGCCGGAUAUCAAGCUGAACGCAGCGACCAACUCUCAGACGCCCAUCAUGGCCAACGUCAGCGCCGCCGACGGAGCUUGGUUCGUGGUGGGAUCAUUCAAGGACGAGUUCAAGAACGCCCUCGUCAGCUCGUCGGUCGCCGCCGCCGCCAUCACCGCGGCGGUGCCUUUUGUCCUGCCCGGCACGAGCCUGGGCAUUUUCCCCACGGGGUUGAUCGUCACCUGCUCGUGGACAUUCUUGUUCCUCCUGGCGUACGGACUGGGCACCAUUGGCCGGAUCCAAUAUAGAAGUGUGUAUAGAAAGCGAAAGGCGGCUCAGGCCGGGCGCACUGGCAAGAGGAUAUAG